Cornus florida is the source of this 2545-nucleotide messenger RNA. RefSeq names its product zinc finger CCCH domain-containing protein 34-like. The transcript has 3 exons. Lineage: Eukaryota; Viridiplantae; Streptophyta; Magnoliopsida; Cornales; Cornaceae. The coding region runs from base 358 to 1965 and encodes 535 amino acids. The record is from RefSeq and is a predicted model, not a curated record. Gene Ontology annotation, molecular function: metal ion binding.
GAUAAAUGCUAUAACGCUGCAAGUGUCGGAGUAUUGAAUUAUCGAGUGCUUCAUAAAUAAAAUAAAAAUUUAACAAAAAAGGAAAAGAAAAUAACCUCUGUAAAUAAAAUAAAUAUUGAGUCAGAAACCCAAUUUCAAAACCCCGUGAACGCCAAGAAAACCCAAAGAAACAAAUCGCUGUGUGUCGCUGUGUGUGUAUAGUUGAGGAUGAUACGAUCUCUACAGCAUGUCUUCAAAUUGGAACAACUCAUGUGAUGUGAUGCGUUCUUCAUAAUUUCUCUCUCCUUCUCUUUCUCUCUACAAACAGAAAUGCAGUGGUUAUAAUAUACACACCAACACGUCUCUCUUCCUUCAGAAAUGGACGAAGAAUUACAGAAAAGAAACACCGACUGCGUCUACUUCCUCGCUUCUCCUCUCACCUGCAAGAAGGGGCUUGAAUGUGAGUAUCGGCACAGUGAGAUUGUGAGGCUCAACCCAAGGGAUUGCUGGUACUGGUUGGCUGGGAGCUGUCUCAAUCCAACUUGUGCUUUUCGUCAUCCUCCACUGGAUGGGUGUACUGAGGCAUCUUCUGAAACUGCACAACCACAGCACGAGUGUUCCGUACCUGUGAACAAGACCAAUGUUCCCUGUUACUUUUUCUUCAAUGGGUUUUGUAAUAAAGGUGACAGAUGCUCUUUUCUACAUGGGCCUGAUGAUGGAACAUCUGCUUUGAAAUCCUUAAAGACGGGUUCCGCAGUCACCAAUGCACUUCCAUUGGAAAAUAAGACACUUGCUGGAAGUGACACAGGGUCAGCACCAAUAGAGACACAUCCUAAUUCGUGUGAAACUGCUCCCAAGAGAGUAGCAGAAAUACAGAUUAAGCCUACAGAGGAUCUCCAUGAAUCAGCUGCUGAAUUUGUCACGGAUAGAAGUGCUUCCCCACAUGUAUCAGCCUCUGAGUAUGAAGAAGCUGCAGCAGUUAGUUCAGACUCCUUGCUUCCAGCAGAAGGUUUUGUUAAGGACAAAUCUCCUAUAUUCAUGGAUCAGAGCUCAGAGGAGCAAAUGGAUGACCUUAUUGAGCGAGAGGAGUGGUUAGAAUCUUCCCCGGGUUUUGAUGUUCUUGUAAAUAAUAAAUCGGAGAACCUAGGUUAUGAAGAUGAUCUGGAGUACAUCGUGGCCCUUGAUGAGGAAGACAGGGAGCUCAGUAGUCAUUUCCCCGGGUUUGAUUAUGAAGACCAUGUUGAGUAUGAUCCUGCUUACCUAGAUGCAGGAACUUUGUUUGAACGAGAUAUAUGUGAUACUUAUGGCCACUUAGAUGAUGAGAAUACUUAUGGUUAUGUCUGCAAAAUUCCUAGGCGCUCAGGGGAAAGAAUGUUGGAUCCUAUUUUGCCUGGUAGGAGGAAAUUUUUUCCUACAGAUUUGGCCACUAACAGCCAGAGGGACAUGGAUCUUCGAGACCAUCUUAAGAAACGCAGAAUGAUUGAUGGUCAUCUAGUGACUGAUCUCUCAAGGAGGCAUGACUCAACUCGACUGACUGGUCGAAGCAGGGAAGGUCGACGGCAACGUGCACAACGACUGCAUGGAAGAUUGGCAUUAGAAGCAGAAAACAGAAUAAUUAGAUCACAUGUUAGGAGUGAAAUCCUGUUGAAUGGUGUUGACAAGCAAGGCAGGUUUAGGGAGACUCGUAUUAACAAGUCUAGGCAGCGCUCUAAAGAAAAGAGGAAGGCUGAACAGCAGUUUCUUUCAUCCGAAGCCUCAAGGAAGCAGCCUUUAAAGAAGAGAAGAUCUAUCAAGGAAUCUGGUGUGUUUGAAGGGCCUAAGACCCUUGCUGAAAUCAAAGAAGAGAAGAAGAAAGCCAGAGAAAAUGCGUAUUCCUACAGGGAAAUGGGGGAUUCAAGCAGAACUACAUUAGAAAACUUUCAGGGUCCUAAACCUCUGAGUGAAAUUCUCAAGGACAAAAGGGGAGUGGGUUCAGUAGUGGAGUAAUAAUGACAGUAUCUGGAAAACUUAGACUUGAGCCUAAACAGAAUUAUGACGAUGUAGCCAAAAACGAGAACAAGUUUUGCCGAAAAAGAUAAUGACGACGAAUGGUUUAAGAACCAACUCUUGUGAUCUUUUGUGUUCUUGUAUGCUGGGAUCUGGCCAUUUUCUAUUAAUACAGAAGACAACUUCGCUUCUUGUUACUAGUUACAAAACAUGAGGGCCUUGUCACCUUGAGAAGGUCACCAGCAUCCUGGAUUUUUUCAAGCUAUUUCCAGUUGCUCCUAAACACUCUCCUUACACAAUAAGCUUAAACUAUAAUAGGCUAGUAAUUGUCUUCUGCAUAUCUAGAUUUUUUGGGACUUGAUAUCAUUGCCAUGGUUAUGGAGCCAUUGAGCUUGUCUCGCUGUGUAGAGCUUGUCAUGAAAAUUUAUGUUCCGGUUGGUGCAUAUGUAUUGAAAAACCAUGCGAAACUGCUAUUGAUGGAUCUUUUGAGAUGGUUUUUUUUGCUCAGCAGUGAUUGCUGUUUUAACUCUCAUGAAUUGAAAAAGUUGAGAAAAUAUUUGCCUGGUAGUAUUUCUUUCUU